CUCCAGGAGGGGUGCGAUUGGCCUGGUCGUCCUCCUCGCUGAGCACCUCUACCUCGGCAGUGUGACGAGGGGUGUGCCCGGCCGCAAAUGUACGUGCGGCAUCUUCAGUGAUUCUUGUGGCCGGCGUAUGAUGUUCAGUCGGCAUUUCUCUUUCGAGGGGUGGCCGCUCUACGCGUGUAGGCCGCCCAGCAUCGUUGUCCUGUCGUUGAUCUUCCAUGUUACCGUACCUCCCCACAGACGGCGCCAAAUGUUGUGGGGUUUUUCCGGUGAGAUACCUGGGAGGUUUCUUGGUAACUUUUACAGAUUAAACAAGAUUGUAUUUUUAUAGAGAGAGAAAGUAGAGAGAAGGCAGAGCAGCAAUUGCUCUAGAAUGUAUUGAUUGUGACCCCUUUUUCUAGGGAAGUGGGAAUAUUUAUAGUACUAGGUUUUUGGGGGAAUGACCUAAUAUUCCCCUUACAUGAUUGGCUGGGGAAUGGGAGGAGGACACGUGUCCUUUCUCCUUACAAUUCUCUGGUCUCUUUUGGCAAUAGUGGGCUGUUUGGGCCUAUUGUGCUUAGUCAUUCACUUGGGAUACAUACUAAUUAAGCCCCUUUCCAGGUAUAGGUGUUAUACAUACAUUUAUACACACUUAAAUACAUACAUUGUAGAUACCUAGAUUAAUACUCAUGCCUCGGAGUAGACUUCGUAUGAUUUCUGCUUAGGGGGCGCAAUACGUGCCAUGUGUCACGUCCUCAUUGGUACACGAAGGCACGGUAAUUUUGCCCACAACAUUUGCCCCUCAAGAAGGGCAUUUCUGGAAACACAUUCCGGAGCUUUCAUAGGCGAUUUCCGGCGUGUUCCUACCACCAUCAGGCGAUUUCCGGCCACCACGAGACUCAUCCUUUUCCUCGUCACACUCAUCCUGUUCUUCGUGAAGUUCAUCCCGUUCUUCGCGAUACUCAUCCUGUUCUUCACCAAGUACUUCGCAGAUCUUUCAAGAGGAAGGAAUGAGCAAGCUAUCGGCGGCGGAUAUUGGGAAGGGCGAUAUGACCGAUUGGAUGGCGGACAUCUAUGAGGCCAAGAUGCAGAAAGCCAAGGCCGAGUUGGAGGAGAAGGUGAGUAUUCUCUUAGGUUGUCGUUUUUUUUUUUUUUGCAAGUUAAACUUCUCCCGUCCAGCGUCUACAGUGGACGUCUUUUUAGUGACGAGCCGAUAUCCUGAUAUCUGACCCGUGUUUGCUAAGGUAGGCCUCGUCACUUUUUAUUGACGGGCCCCUUAGUUAGUGUUUUUUCAAGUGACUCGUGAUUGAUAGGGUACGCCUCGUCAUUUUUGGGACGGGCGUCCUUUUUAAUGACGAGCCACUUUUCUGCGAUUGACUUGCACUUGAUAAGGUACGCCUCGUCAUUUUUAAGACGGGCGUCCUUUUU
Molecule: messenger RNA, 1404 nt
Organism: Spinacia oleracea (spinach)
Lineage: Eukaryota; Viridiplantae; Streptophyta; Magnoliopsida; Caryophyllales; Amaranthaceae
Exons: 3
Coding region: 719-1054 (111 amino acids)
Source: RefSeq, a predicted model, not a curated record